UUCCUCUCCACAGUGAAAUCCUUAAAAAACAACUCGAAACUACUCUCUCUCUCUCUCUCUCUCUCUCGAAAAGAGUUCCGAUUUCCUCUCUCUAGUUUGGUUAGGGUUUUUGAAUUCGUGAGUGAGUGAUUGAGGUCUUCCAUGGCUUCGUCUUCCUCUGAUCCUGGUCUAAAGCCUGAAUCUAACGGCGGCGGCGGCGGCGGCGGCGGAGGUGGAGGCGGAGGAGGAGGUGAGAGUUCGGAAGCUGCGAUGGCGAACGAUCAGAUUUUGCUGUACAGAGGACUGAAGAAAGCGAAGAAAGAGAGGGGGUGUACGGCCAAGGAAAGGAUCAGCAAAAUGCCUCCCUGCGCCGCCGGGAAGCGCAGCUCCAUUUACCGCGGAGUCACCAGGCAUAGAUGGACGGGACGUUACGAAGCUCACCUUUGGGAUAAAAGUACCUGGAAUCAGAACCAGAAUAAGAAGGGAAAGCAAGUAUACUUGGGGGCUUAUGAUGAUGAGGAGGCUGCAGCAAGAGCAUAUGAUCUUGCUGCGUUGAAAUAUUGGGGCCCCGGAACUCUCAUUAACUUUCCAGUCACAGAUUACACAAGGGAUCUUGAAGAGAUGCAGAACGUAUCGCGAGAGGAAUACCUUGCGUCUCUUAGAAGAAAGAGCAGUGGUUUCUCGAGAGGUAUCUCUAAAUACCGUGGGCUUCCGAGUCGGUGGGAACUGUCAUUUGGUCGUAUGGCUGGAUCUGAGUAUUUCAGUGGCAUGCAUUAUGGUACAGGUGAGGAUCCAGCUACAGAGAAUGAAUUUAUGGGUAGUCUAUGUUUUGAAAGAAAGAUGGACUUAACAAAUUGUAUCAAGUGGUGGGGCCCAAACAAAAACCGUCAAGGGGAUGCUAGUGUUAAAUCAUCAGAGGAAACUAAACAUGGUUGUGCUGGGGAUAUUGGAAGUGAACUUAAGACAUUAGAAUGGGCAGUCCAGCCGACGGAACCCUACCAGAUGCCUCGUUUAGGUGUGUCUCCUGAAGGGAAACAACAUAAAGGUUCGAAAGUGUCUGCCUUGAGCAUCUUGUCCCGAUCAGCAGCCUAUAAGAGCUUGCAAGAGAAAGCAUCGAAGAAACAAGAGAGCAAUGUGGAUAAUGAUGAGAACAAAAAUAAAAAUACUAUUAACCAAAUGGACUAUGGCAAGGCUGUCGAGAAAUCUACAAGUCAUGAUGGUGGAAAUGAGAGGCUUGGAGUAGGAUUAGGAAUGACUGGAGGGUUGUCUCUCCAGAGAAAUAUGUUCCCAUUGACUCCUCUUUUGUCUGCACCGUUGCUAACCAACUAUAACACCAUUGAUCCGUUAGUAGACCCCAUUCUUUGGACAUCUCUUGCUCCGGUUCUUCCAAGUGGAAUUUCUCAUCCAGCUGAGGUUACGAAGACCGAGACCAGUUCAUCUUUCAACUUAUAUCGGCCAGGGGAGUAAUGUCAGUCCCUGUUCCUCUGAAAGUCGGCAAAAAAAUACUGAUAUUUGCUUGCAUCACUAUGCAGCGAACAACAGGCAGAAAGGGAUGGAUGGUUUAUCAUGAGAAAUGAAGCUUUAACUUCUUUUGCAGGUUCGUUUUACUGGGGUUAUAGAGAUCACAUAAAAAAGGGUAUAGAUUUGUAACCUUAGAAUGAAUGUAAGUAAAAAACAAAAUUAUGUAUCCUGAUAUUUAGCUGAUAAGUGAUAUCCCACGUUUUGUACAUUGAGUUUGUGCCUGACGAGUCCAAUGUAAAACUAUUUUGCUGAAUGAGGAAAGAGAUGAAAUUCUGCCUGAAUAGCUGAUGCCCCACGUUUUGUACAUUUUAGUUAUGCAUGUACAGAGAUUAGU
This is a messenger RNA of Morus notabilis, 1834 nucleotides long. RefSeq names its product AP2-like ethylene-responsive transcription factor At2g41710. The record is from RefSeq and is a predicted model, not a curated record. Gene Ontology annotation, biological process: regulation of DNA-templated transcription. Gene Ontology annotation, molecular function: DNA-binding transcription factor activity; DNA binding. Lineage: Eukaryota; Viridiplantae; Streptophyta; Magnoliopsida; Rosales; Moraceae. The transcript has 9 exons. Bases 142 to 1446 code for a protein of 434 amino acids.